CUGUCCUUUCUUUUCCGUCACAUUUCCUUGGCGAGUGUGGCAAUUUUUGCUCCAAGGAAAUUGCAUGUGAAUAUUGUUUCCUAGUAAUAAAGAUUAAUUAGUAAAACAUUAAUUUUCAUCUGAUUUCUGAAUGCUGCAUUAAAAUUUGUGAUUAUCUCUCUUUAAUAAGUCAUGGCAGACGAAGUGUUGAAUGAAAUUCCAACAAUAAACCCAACAAUUCCGAGUGCGUCAUCCCCUGAGGCUGAAAUAUUAGCAGAAUUAAAAAAGGAAGAGGCCAACAAAUUCUAUGCCACAAAGGAGUAUAAAAAAGCUUUAGUCGGAUACAGUGAAGCUAUUGAAUUAUGCCCCAAUGUAUCAAGAUAUUAUAGCAAUCGAUCAGCAUGUUAUAUGAUGUUGAGUCUCUAUCGAGAUGCUUUAAAAGAUGCCCAAAAAUCGGUGGAAUUAGACCCAAUGUUUGUAAAGGCACAUUUUCGUAUAGUGAAAUGCAGUAUAGUGCUCGGUGAUAUUGUGAACGCCGAAACAACAAUAAAUAAAUUAAAGGAACUAGAUCCAUUAAAUUCAUCAUUUACAACUGAAUUAAGAGAAAUUGAUCACUUACGAAGAUUCAUCGUUGAAUCGGAAGCAGCUUAUGCAGCAAAAGAUUUUCGAAAAGUCGUUUAUUGUAUGGAUCGUUGUUGUGACGUGAGUCCACAAUGCGCAAGAUUUAAAUUAGCAAAAGCGGAAUGUUUAACAUUUUUAGGAAGGUAUCAAGAGGCACAAGAUAUUGCAAAUGAUGUUUUAAUUAUUGACAAACAAAAUGUUGAGGCAAUUUAUGUUCGUGGUAUGUGUUUAUAUUAUCAAGACAAUAUCGAUAAGGCAUUCACUCACUUUCAACAAGUACUUCGUCUAGCACCAGAUCAUGGCAAAGCUCUAGAAAUAUACAAGAAAGCAAAAUCUUUGAAGCUAAAGAAGGAGGAGGGAAACACAGCGUUCAAGGAAAAUCGUUAUGCAGAAGCUUAUAAUCUCUAUACCCAGGCAUUAUUAUUAGAUCCACAAAAUGUGUUAACAAAUGCAAAAUUACAUUUUAAUAAGGCAACAGUUGCCGCUAAGCUUGGCAGGUUGAACGAAUCAGUAACAGAAUGUACAGAAGCUCUCAGGCUAGAUGAAAAUUAUUUAAAAGCUUUACUCAGAAGAGCACAAUGUUACAUGGACCUCCAGGAAUUCGAAGAGGCUGUACGAGAUUAUGAGAAAGCAUACAAAAUGAGCAAAACUCGAAAUAACAAACGAUUACUCACAGAGGCUAAACUCGCGUUGAAAAAAUCCCAAAGGAAAGAUUAUUACAAAAUUCUCGGAAUUGACAAAAAUGCAUCAACAGACGAUAUCAAGAAAGCUUAUCGAAAAAGAGCGAUGGUCCACCAUCCAGAUCGUCAUGCAAAUGCUUCUGACAGAGAGAAGAAGGAACAAGAGAAGAAAUUCAAAGAAGUAGGCGAGGCUUAUGGAAUUCUUUCUGAUCCGAAAAAACGAUCUCGUUACGAUAAUGGUCAUGACAUCAAUGAGGAUAUAGAAGAUAUGGAUCAAAAUGCGAUGUUCCACGCUUUCUUCUCGCAAAAUGCAGGAACAUUCCCUGGAGGAUUUGUUUAUCAAUUCGUUUAGGAACUUAACAAAAAAAAUUUCCGGCGAGAGAAUCGCAUUUUCAAUCAGUGUGUGUGUACCAAUAAUUCAUCCAACAAAUUUUAUUUCGCCACUAAUGCGAAAUGCAUAACGAGACGUUCGCGCACGUCUUAACACUACUUUUUAAACUGAUAAAAGACUUCUUAAUUAUAAUGAUGAGGAUGAUAAUAAUAAUAAAUUCAAUUAAUGCUGAUCGUAGAAAAAAAUGUAGCGUUAAGACAAGCAAAAUUUAUACAAUUUAGAAUAUAUUACUCCUAGAGUAACAAAAAAAAACAAAACAAAAAAAGCAAAAAAAAAAUAUAAAGGAUUGUUUUAUGAUAAACAAGUCCUUAACUCUUUCAACUUACACUCUUAAUCUACAUAUUUACAGAGUGUCUAGCAUUUAACAAAAAAAGUCAGAAAGAUGAAGGAAGUUGUUUAUACAAAGCAACAAGAUUUUUUUUUUCCAUUAAUUUAGAGAAUUUAUUUUCUUUCGAAAGUCGAAAUUGUUCGAUAUUUUGAAUUGUUUAUGAGUUACCUUAUGUAUUUAGUGUAUUUUUUUGCGUUUUGUAUUAUUUAUAGAAUUAUAUGUAUAUGAAUCAGUUAUUAUAAAAAAAAAUAAUCAAUGAAGAUUGAAAACUAUAGACUUCGCUAGACACCCUGCUUUGUUAAACAUGUGUUCAUUUAACAUAGAAUUUUAUUCAAUUACUGCAAAACAUUCAGAUAUUGUGUAUAACUUAACUCAAGCAUCAAAUAAACCGUUUAAACUACCGAAA
Messenger RNA from Leptopilina heterotoma, 2405 nucleotides. RefSeq names its product dnaJ homolog subfamily C member 7-like (gene Tpr2). The transcript is spliced from 11 exons. Lineage: Eukaryota; Metazoa; Arthropoda; Insecta; Hymenoptera; Figitidae. The record is from RefSeq and is a predicted model, not a curated record. Gene Ontology annotation, molecular function: protein binding. The coding region runs from base 172 to 1632 and encodes 486 amino acids.